AUGGGCCAUGGCCCAGGAAGCGCACGCCCACUCGUCGGCUUCACCAUCCCCGGCGGCCCGACUGGCAAAACGGUUGACAUCUGUGUUGCGGAAGCUGGCGUCGGGCUGCUCCGACUGAGGCAAUGCAAGCGGUUCGGCAGCCAAGAGACCUCGCAGGCGGCUGGCUUAUCUCGUCCUGGGUGA
This is a messenger RNA of Lecanosticta acicola, 183 nucleotides long. NCBI's taxonomy places the organism in Eukaryota, Fungi, Ascomycota, Dothideomycetes, Mycosphaerellales, Mycosphaerellaceae. The record is from the annotation of a GenBank genome assembly.